Molecule: messenger RNA, 6134 nt
Organism: Hippoglossus stenolepis (Pacific halibut)
Lineage: Eukaryota; Metazoa; Chordata; Actinopteri; Pleuronectiformes; Pleuronectidae
Product: cadherin-18
Exons: 12
Coding region: 650-3853 (1067 amino acids)
Biological process (GO): calcium-dependent cell-cell adhesion; cell-cell junction assembly; cell morphogenesis
Cellular component (GO): adherens junction; plasma membrane; catenin complex
Molecular function (GO): cadherin binding; calcium ion binding
Source: RefSeq, a predicted model, not a curated record
GGGAGUGGGGGAUACACACUUCCUUGUCCUCAGUGUUGGGCAGAUGUAGAGAGAGCAAGCAGCACCGAGAGACAGAUGAGAGUGAAGCAGCAGGGCGAGUGGGAGCCUGAACACAUCUGUCUGCACAAGGAAAGAAGACAUUUGAUGAGCCCAGACCCAACCAUCUGCACCUGACUUUUGUUUUCAACAUCAAAAUACACUUCUGGCAGAUUUUGGCCAGAAGAGAUAUUGCUGUGUUGAAGCACAAGUACACUAUGGACUUAAGUUGUACCUACUUGGAUCUUAAUUUUACUUUUGGACAAAGGCUGUUUCUAGUCUGAACUUCUCAUUAAAAUCCAAAUGGACUUCAUGGGUAUGAACAACGUUAGGAGGAAGAAAAUGAAACCUCAAAUUCCAAGUAACAUCUAAUGUCCACACAUAUUUUGAGUUGUGAACCAGAUUAUGGAGUUUGUUUUUAUUUUUCUGAGGGAACUGUAUGAAAUGAUUCUUUGGACUGCACCAUGUGGGCAUUCCUGGAUACGCUGCACUGGAAAAAGGACUGCAAACCUGAGGGUUUGAGUGUAUUUGUGGGCGUGUUUGUGUAUGCCCUAGGUGGUCUGACACAGUGGAGGUGAGAGGGGAACACAUUUCCAGACCAUUUUUCUUUACAAUGAGAGUUCCAGCCAGUGCGGCUGCAGUUUCCUGUCUUUGUCCUCUGGUGGUCUUCCUAUGUGUUGUCUCCCAGAGUUGUUAUGGGACCCGGGUCAAUCUGAGCCCUCACACAAACCCCAACCUGUACCCAAACCAGAGACUGAUAUCAGUACCUGAACCAACCCCAAUCCCAAGCAAAAGUCCUGACAAACAUAAGACUGCUCUGAUGCCCAGCCAACCCUUGAGCUCUGCCAAAUAUGUCUGGAGCAAGUUUCAGUUAAAGCCAAGACUUGAUACUAUGUUCUAUCUCACAGACACCCAUAUGCCUAACCAGCCCAACCUUCUGUCAGCAAUCUCUCAGGCUGCAUCAAGCUCAAACACUAGACUCAAACACGGUUCUGAUUCAAAGCAAGGGUUGCCAUACAAAUCAACAUCUCAGCAGGUGGCAAGACACACCUUGAACAAUCCCAAGCAAGCUUCAAACAUCAACUCCAAAACCGUACCAAAACCAAGGCUUGGAUCUUUGUUUCAGCCUAAGCCUAAGGCAGGUCCCAAGGUGACUGGGCCUAAGACUAAUCCUGAUUCAGUCCCCAGCACUAAAUUAUCUUCAAUUUUCAGUCCUAAUCAAAGGUCCAACACAUCUGAUAGGAUGAGCCCAAGCACCUCCUACAAUACCAGCCCAGCUUCGCUAUCCAAUCCCAAGUCUAAUUCCAAAGUCAGACCUUCUUCGCAAACAAAUACAAAUGCAAAAUCGGACGCAAAGAUCACCCCCUCAAUCUCCAGAACAGCCACCAGAGCACAAAGGAACCAGACCAAGUUGUUGGACACAGACAAGGAUCCUCACCAUCGGCCCAAGAGGGGCUGGAUCUGGAACCAGUUCUUUGUUCUAGAGGAACAUAUUGGACCUGAGCCUCAGUAUGUCGGAAAGCUCCACUCCAACUCUGACAAGGGCGAUGGCUCUGUGCGAUACAUCUUGUCCGGUGAGGGGGCCGGGUCCGUCUUUAUCAUUGAUGAAACAACGGGUGACAUCCAGGCUGCCAAGAGCCUGGACCGCGAGAGGAAGUCCCAGUAUGUCCUACAUGCAAGGGCCAUCGAUCGGCAGACAAACCGCUCACUGGAGGCAGAGUCAGAGUUCAUCAUCAAGGUCCAGGAUGUCAAUGACAAUGCUCCAAGAUUCCCCGAUGGACCGUUCUCAGCCACUGUGCCCGAGAUGUCUGACGUUGGAACAUCCAUCUUUCAGGUGAAAGCCUUGGACGCAGACGACCCCACCUACGGGAACAGCGCCAAGAUAGUUUAUAGCAUCCUGGAGGGACAACCCUACUUUUCUGUUGACCCCAAGACAGGUAUCAUCCGAACAGCAAUGUCCAACAUGGACCGAGAGAGAAGGGAUCACUACGCUCUGGUGAUCCAGGCCAAAGACAUGGCGGGCUCUGUUGGAGGACUGUCCGGAUCCACUACGGUCAACAUCACCCUCACUGAUGUCAACGACAACCCCCCAAAGUUUCCACAGAAGAGUUACCAGAUGUAUGUACCAGAGCUGGCUCCAUUAGGGAAGACAGUGGGCCGGAUCAGAGCCAACGAUGAGGACGAGGGGCAGAAUGCGGAGAUGACCUACAGCAUCACUAAUGCAGACGCAGCCUCCAUCUUCACCAUCACCACUGAUGCUGACGGCAGGGAGGGAAUCAUUCAACUCAAGCAGACCCUGAACUAUGAGAAGAGAAAAGUGCACACGCUCAAUAUUGAAGGCUCUAACACACACCCAGACUCCCGCUUCUCCCACUUGGGACCAUUUAAGGAUUCCACAUCGCUGCGGGUCAUUGUGGGGGAUGUGGAUGAGCCUCCUGUCUUCUCCAUGGAUUACUACAUUAUGGAUGUGUAUGAAAACUCACCUGCCGGCACCCAGGUCGGCACUGUGACUGCCGUGGACCCGGACAGCACCAACAGCGCUGUCAGGUACUUCAUAGACAAUGAAGAGGAUAGACCUUUGUUUUUCACCAUUGGGGUGAACAGCGGCAUCAUCAGGACUACUGGGGUUCUGGACCGGGAAGACAGGGCGUGGCAUAACAUCACGGUGAUGGCUGCAGAAGUUGAUAACCCACGUAUGGUGAGUCACGUCCCCGUCACAAUCCAGGUCCUGGACGUCAAUGACAACGUGCCGUCCAUCUCUGGGGGCAACAGUGCCGUCAUAGUGUGUACGAGCACCAAGAAUGGACAGGUGAUUCAAACCAUCCGAGCAACAGAUCUGGACGACUUUGCGAAUGGAAAGUUCUCCUUCUAUGUGCCUGCUGAGCAGCCAGUUGAUGGGAAUUUUACCGUGAAGGACAAUGGAGACAACACUGCCAGUAUAGUGUCUCGUCGGCGUGAAGGUUUCAGCCAGGACAGAGACCCGGAGUUCUUCAGCCUGUUGGUGGUGGUGGCCGAUGGCGGCGAGCCUCCUCUAAGCAGCACCACUACACUCUCCCUCAGGGUGUGUGUUUGUCAGGGGAACACCAGGGGUCGCAACAGCCACAACAUCUGUCAGGCCCAGGCCUUCCUGUCCUCAGCUGGUCUCAGCACCGGGGCCUUUGUUGCCAUACUGCUGUGUAUCGUCAUAUUAUUAGCCAUAGUGAUACUGUUCACACAGCUACGAAAUAAAAAGGCGAGCAAAGAACCCUUGAUUCUGUCUGAAGAGGACAUCAGAGAAAACGUGGUGACCUACGACGACGAAGGAGGCGGGGAGGAGGACACUGAGGCGUUUGACAUUGCUGCCCUUCGAAACCCCAAAGUCUCUGAGUCCCACAGGAAGUUCCACGCCUACCUCGGCCAAAGACCAAGCCUAUGCAGAGAGGACGACGAGGUCGAGGAUGACGAGGAGGGGUCUGUGGUGGUGAGGAGGAGGAGAGCUCAGCAGGUAGAUUAUGGGAACUACAGCCCAGAGUCCGAACAUGCCUGGUUUAUCAUUGACUGCAUUCCUCGAGAGCUCAGCCAAUCAGCACCUUCGCUUCUACUGGAUGGUCACGACAUAAUUCAGCAGAUCCUCCAGCAAAAGGUGGCUGAAGCGGACUCUAACACGCGGGGCCCACCGUAUGAUUCACUUCAGACAUACGCCUAUGAAGGCCUUGGCUCCUUGGCCGGGUCAGUCAGCUCUUUGGGCCUGACAGCGGGAGUGCCCGAACUAAACUAUGCCGACUUUGAGGACUGGAACCCAGAGAGGGAAACGCUGGAACAAGUAGCGGGAGAAUAGCUGGCUGCAGGCCAAGCUAACCCAGAAUCCUGAAGAAAUCAUCCAAAAGUUCUUUUUUUAACUUUUGGCCAGAUUGUUUGGAGUAAAUUACUUUUACUUGUGCCAUUUAAAGUGCGAGGACGCAAAAUGACUGCUGCAAAAGGCUGGCCAUCAGGAACUGUGGUAUUGUGUUUAAUCUGUGGAUAAGCCAUUUCGAUCCAACAGCAGAGAAGAGCACACACUGGCUGAGGGGAAACUGGGAUAAUACUCUUGCUUGAGUGCUGCGAUGAGGGACAGAAUGCUAAACGACAGAAGACAAGUGUUUUAAAAUGAAAAGUCAAUUUGCAUACACUUUUCUCCCUCUGCUCUGCUUGUUAGGUGAGUGAGUGUGAAAAGUACAGCUAGUCCUAAACCCAAAGGAUCCUGCUCUUUAUCUUAGCUGUGGCUGACACUCCAGUCAUUUAGAAACCUUGCACAUCUCGACUGGCCACAGCAAACUGGUUUGGAGCACGAUGACCCAGGGUGUGAGUCUGCACGUGGUUGAUUUAUUGGGAAAAUUAAGUUUUAUUGAUUUGUUUUGCAAAUUAUUAAAACAAUCAUGAGGCUGGCUGGGAUAUAUGUGAUGUCUAUAAACAAAGAGAAAGCUGAUGGUCUUACUGACAGGUGCACUCAAAGUAAGUUACAGGCCCUACCCCUAAUAAUUUUAUUAUUAUUAUAUUAUUAUUAUUAUUAUUAUUAACUAAUUCUUUAAAGUCAAACUUAAUUAGAAUUUCAGUUCCUCCAAUAUGUUUACCUGCACAUAGUGUGAAUAGGACCCUGAAGCAUCAGCUUCCUGGGUAAUGCCAAUUAGCUAAUCCACAUUUCAGUUUCAUGAUCAUGAUCUGAGUCAAAACCUAGAACCAACUCUAGCCACUGCACAAACUUAACUCAUCCGAAGCUAUCAUAAAUGCUAAAUGUUAAUUGUUUUCCCCAAUUUUAAGGAGACAUGUUAUGCUUAUAUUCAGGUUCAUAAUUCAAAUUUGGGUUGUAUUAUGUUCUCAUGUUCAUAAAACACAUCACUUUACUCAUAUUGUCUCUGCCGACCUUUUACAUGCACAAAAACCUAUAUAUAACACACAGGAAAUAAAUAUUGACAAAGCACAAUAUGUCAAGAGGACUUUGAAGGCAUCAAUCUCUGAAUUACCCACGUUCUAAAACCUUUCUGUUUUUAACUGGUUUUGAUCCUUCAAUUCAUCCACUGGCUGAUUAUCACCAGGCAACAUAACAACAAUUAUCACAGCUUUGCUAUAAAUACUUGACAAGGUGUCAGUAGAACCUGAUGAGCCCAUUGGGUUUGCUCUCAAUUACCACCUGUUACUGAUUUUAAUGAUAACAAAAAACAUAGGUCAUUUUUAAUUGACCUCAUGAUCAAGUGUGACAGACUGUGUCUCAUCUCUUGGUAACAUGUUUGUCAAUGUGUCAACAAUGUGUUUAAUCUGAUUGCAGGAGUUGUUUAGACAAGACUGUUGUACUUUGUAAUUGUCUUUUCCGAAACAUUCUAUUGACAGUCUCCAACUUUAAUUCAAAACUACAGACCAAAUAUUUCUGGCAGCAGUGAAGCUUUGCUACUAGCAUUUCUUUGUAUUUUACACACAUUUAUUUUUUUUAAAGAAAAUUAAGUGUACAAAAUUUUGUUCAGUUUUCACUUUGCUUUCUUGCAUCAAUUUCAGAUCUGGACAAUUCUAUUCCCGGGUCGAUACAGUUGCCAUAAUGGUUGUUUCUGUUGUCAUCACUCUUGACAGUAAACCUGCCCAACCAACCACAGUCAUUUGAAGUCAGUUUCAUGUUGUUUUGUCCCACAUCGGCCUCUAAUCAGGCAGAGAACAGGAAGCAGAGCUCAUGAUAAUGGCUACACAUGACAUUUUAUUAAAGUUGCUGCAGUGGAUAAGGGCUGCAAGAAAUUCUUCUGAGCUGUAACCAAGACAGAAGUGGAAAGUAGGUACAAGGACAUUGAGAGUGACACUGAAGAGGAGUCCUUGGUAACACUGAUGAGUGACAAGUUCAUGAUUAGAACUAACUCCCCACCCCUCAAUUGUUUCUCACUCUAAUCCUGCUGAUAUCUGUAAAUAUGGAAAUUUAUAUUUCAGUAUGCAUUUUUUUUCCACUGGACUGAAGGCGGUGAGAGGACUGUAUCUUUUCUGAGUGGAAAUAAAUAAAUACGGCAACAGAGGAAUAUGAUGAGGAAGAUGGAAGAAAUUAAGCCUAUUUUCCCUGGUGUAUAUUUUUUUUCGAUGAAUAAAAAAGACCAGUGGUUUCAGAAAAA